AUGAAGGGGAAAAAAGCGAAAAGCAAAGGCACGAAGGGAGGGAAGGGGAAGAAAGGCAGAGUAGACCCGAAGAACUUGAAGGAGGAGUCGGAGGCCGAGAGGGCUAAAGCCGCGGCGGCGCUAUGGGAGGCCAGGUUGGAGGUGACGGAGAUCUCCCGCAAGGAGUACCGCGAGGCUGCUCGCCGCCUCGCCCAGAACAACGAAGAGUUGGAGCGGCAGCAGCGGCGGCUGGAGAAGGAUACGGUCGAAGUGCUCUCCUGCCUCAAGAAGCAAGACCUGGAAAAGGAAGACCUGAUUGAGAAGCUGAAACAGCAAGUGAAUGAACUGAAGUGCAGAGCCAAAGUGGAAAAUGAACAAGUGGCAGAACAAUUCACUAAACAAUUAGCAGAGAUGGAGGAGAAAUUCUACCGAAAGGCCAAGGAAAUUGGUCUAAUUCAGAUUGAACUUAAGAUGAUUAAGGAUUUUCGCAAAAAUAAAGCACUUUUGGAGAAAGAACUUGAAGACCUGAAAGAUACCUUGGAUAUCACAAAAAAAGAACAUAAAGAAACUAUCUGUAUGUUGGAGAGAAAGUUCCUUGAAGAAAAGCAACGUCUGGAAAGAGAAGCAGAAAAGAAGAUUAUAAUGCUGGCUGAAAGAGCCCAUCAUGAAGCUAUUGUGCAGUUGGAUAAUGCUGGACGAGCAGUUUUUACAGAGAAUGUUCGUCUUCAGGAGGCUCUCGGAUACCACAUGAAAGAGACGGAACAAUUACAAAAAGUCAAGCAAAAAUUGGAGGAGAACAAUGCCUUUCUCUUGCAGGAAAAGGAAACCAAAGACCUUUUAGUUAAGGAGAAGAUUCUACAAAUUACUCAGCAGAAAGCACUAAUUCAGGAGCUUCAAAACAAGGUUAAAAAACUGGAAGCAGCUGUUAAUAACAUGGCCAGAGAAUUUAAAAUAGAAGUAAAAAAAACAGAAGAGAAGGCUUUGGUGCAGAACCAAGCAGGUCGGACAGAAAUUGAAAAGCUGGAGCAGCUGCUGGAAAUGAAAGACAGAGAGAUGAGCAGAGUGAAGAAAUUAGCCAGGAACAUCUUGAACGAAAGGACAGAAGUGGAGAAAUUCUUCUUAGAUGCUCUGGAGCAAGUAAAACAAGAGAUUAUAAGCAGCAGAAAGUGCUACAAGCAGGUUGCCCAAGCCGCAUAUCAAAGGAAAAUGAUGGCAGCGUUUGCAGGGAAAGAGGAAUACCCCAAAAUCAGAACCUUUAAUGACAAUGCACAUAGCACAAAUAGUGUGCAAAUGGACCUUUUGGAAGCAGAGAAAUGGACAAAUAUCCAGAAGGGGAAGAUGGACAUUUCUGAACUGACCUGGGAGCAGAAGGAAAGCGUAUUGAGGUUACUCUUUGCAAAAAUGAAUGGCUUAAGACAUCGGAAAUAUAGUCAAAUUUUGGUCCCAGUAACACCAACCAACUUUGCAGAAACAAAGACAUCUGGAGAUGAUACUGUUCCUGUCUAUGCUUUCAUCACUCAGCAGGCACCACUAUCUGAAUCAUCUCAUAAAUCAUCACCCCUUCCAGAUAUUCAUGUUCUACAACCCCAAUAGACUAAAAUCGAUGUUAAUCACAAAACAGCUGAAGUUACAAUUCUUGUUUUGUCAAUCUUUAUCCACUUCAGAUGUGUAAGACUAAUAAUACUGUAGCAAUGGAAUCACUGUUUUUGUGUAUUACAAUUUGGCACUACAUCAGGUCAACUUGAAAGAUAACAGAAUUGUUUCUUUAAAAAAAAUUGAUGACUUUCUCCAAAAAGUAGAAACCUACACUCAGUAUGUUUUUUAGUUUAAGAAGUUAUUUGAAGGACUGUGUAUUCUUGAAUAAAAUUGAUAAAAAUAUAUU
Molecule: messenger RNA, 1861 nt
Organism: Candoia aspera
Lineage: Eukaryota; Metazoa; Chordata; Lepidosauria; Squamata; Candoiidae
Gene: BBOF1
Product: basal body orientation factor 1
Exons: 11
Coding region: 1-1572 (523 amino acids)
Source: RefSeq, a predicted model, not a curated record